AGAGGGAAAUUUAUUGUCGGUCUAAUGAUUCCAAAUUGUAAAUGUAAUUUUGCGUUUCGAUAAUUUGUAUGUUCGGAUGAAUAUAGAAAAAAAAUCCACAUCAUUCUUUUCGCUUUUUGCCAAAAAAUUUUGACGAAAUGUUUCUUGUAAUAUACUUCAUUUGAAUAUCUAUACCAAUAUUCAUGUUGUAAAGGAUUAGUAUAACUAACAUUGGUAUCCAUAUUGGACCGACGAUUCUCUAAAUUAAAAUUUGGAUUUGAUUCGAGACUGCCUUAUGCGAGACGUUUUGGGGAUACGAUAACUUCUCAAUUGAUGUCUUGAAAGGGAUGUGAAAACGACGAAUGGAUCUCCGUUGUACAUAAUUAAUUUAGCUAUAGUUUCUAUCCUGCUUAGACUAUAAAGUUGUAAAAUCUGAACAUAGAUGUAAAUUCAUGUACGAGCGAUACCACUGGAUAUCGCUGUAUCGUGCACACGCCAUAACAAUGAACGCACAUAAACGUCUAUAUUUGGAGGUAAAAUUGUAUAAUAUGUAUGUAAUGUAUCAUUUAUUUAGUUAUCUGCAAAGCAGCUUGUGUACUUUGAAAAAAAUAUAUGAAUACAUGUAAAAUUAUCCAUUAUUUCUUUCAUUUUAGAAAUGGGUCAAAUUACAUUAUAGAUCAAUCAGUUAUUUUUAUAAUGGAUCAUCCAUAUCGGUAAUGGCGGACGACCACCGCAGAUGAAAGAGUUUUGUCGGGUUUUCCUUGUUUUCCGGUUUUUUUUCCUCGGGUAAAUAUCGCGUCGUCGACACGGGACCGUAUAAAAAAAAUGUUGCUCCACUCAAUCACACCCGCUCCUGAAUAGUAAUUGUUAGUCGACCGGUAGAAAAAUAAUAAAAAUUUAUGUAGACGUUUGAACAAAAAUCAUCAAAGUUGAAAUUCAAACUGCGCACGGAUCAAAGAUGUCAUUACCAUUAUUACAAAUGAAUGAUUAAUGUAGUAUAGUACGAUGAUAUCGAUAGAUUUAACUAUGUAUAGAGAGAUGAAAGAGCCUGUGAUUUUAGUUUAACAGUCGUUAGUUUAUUUAAAUAUAUAUAUACAUACAUAGAUACGUAUACAUCACGUAGACAUGAUAUUGAUUAAUUAUGAAAAUUUGAAAGUCAACAAACCGUGGUGCAUAUACUUCGAUGACAAUAUAUUUUCAUCAACUUUUAUGUAAUCAUGUUGGUGAAGAAAUAAGGAACUAUUAUCAUUAUAAUAGAAGAGGUGCCAAAUGAGCCAUUACAAUUUAUGACUGUAUAGAAGAAAAAAAUAAAACGAAUAGAUCGUAAUAAUCAAAAUCAAACCAUAUAAAGCUUAUGACUAUGAUGCAUACAUAUUCUGUACCGAAUAGACGAUUGCUGAAGCAUCAACGCAAUUAGAUUUCUGUACGAAUUAGAUUUAGGAAUUAUCUUGGCUAUAAGUAUACACACGUUAGCCCCCGUGAAUUAUGGAACUCUUUACUCGUUUUGGAAAUGGAAACAAAUCAUGUUAACGAAUAAAAAAUCAAAAAUAAUAAAAAAAAGAUCAAAUAUAUUUAGAAAAAAAUCUUUACGGGAGAAUAUGUAAUUUUUGAAUACUGACAAGAAGGAGAGCAGGUGUGCGUGGCGGAAUAUAAGUCUUAUAAUUAAAAUUUGGGAGCACACGAUAAUUGUACUGUAUGUAUGUGUUUACGAAAGACUGAAUUACACGUUAUACAUAUAAAAGUAUAUGUAUAUGUUAAAUAAGAUUUUGUCAGAACUGUGAAAAUCUAUAUGGAUUAUUUAUGGAGAUGUUAAUGCGAAUAUAUUACUAUACCAAAUAGUUUUUAGAAUGUUGUUUAAUCUAACCAAAUAUGAAAGUUUGAAAGAAGCUAAAAUUUCGAGCUGAUAUACCCCCAUGUACUAUAGUAAACUUGUGGAAUUAUUUUGGAACGCAACGAACGGCCUUGUGAUUUGAGACUCUGAAUUAAUUCUUACGAAACUGGACUUAUCCUAUUGUAUACAUAAAACCAAAAUCAAAAAAUAAAAAAUACAAAAUACAAAAAACAACAAAAAACAAACAAAAAGAAAAAAAAAAAAUUAAUUUUUCACAAAAGUGUCAAUGUUUUUCGAUAUAAUUAACGAACAAUGUUUUCUAUAGUGUCGUAUAUUUCAAUGAUUCUAUGUUUGCUUCGGACGAAUUGAGAGUACCUACAUUAUACGUAUAGGUAUCCACAUCGUCUAAAUCUAUAUUGCCUAAUUAAUAUGGGAUAAAGAAAACACCAAGUGAAAAUUGUUUUUCAAAUCAAUUUACUCCAUUAUUGAAAGUUUAAAGCAGAAAGGAAGUCAGGAUGUGAACUGAUGGUUAAUUUUACGGGUUGAAUAAUACGAUACAUAUUGUUACGAUAAUUAUGUUCCUGUGUAUUUACGUAUUAUCCGGUGAAAUUCACUUGUAAUUUAUGAAUCUACAUCGACCUGUUUACAAAUACCCAAGUUAUCAUAACUCACACUCUUUGUUUCCUGUUGUAAUAUUAUUUGGACGCAAUUAAAAUGUAUUUGAAAAUUAUCCUAUGUACCCAGUCACAUUGAACCUAUACUCUGUGUAAUUGAACUUUUCUUGUCAUCGUACGGUUUCGCUUCUGAGUUACUUCUAAAGCCUUCAUUGUGUACUGCCUCACUUUGUAGGGAUGCCUCGAACAAGUUACUGCGAAGCCGCUUGACGUUAUGACCUGAUAUUCUUGCUAGCUCGACUCAUAUGUGAUCAUUGAAAUAGCAACAGACAAUAAUGACGAAUUAAUCCCGCUUCGUUUAUGUAGAAAAAUGCGUGUCCUUCGUGAACGACGCGUGAUUCUCCUCUUAUCAUGUUAAAUGAGCGCUUUCGAUCGGUCGCAUCCCAUAUGUGAAUAUGUACAAAGCCCACGUUUUUGAUAUCGUGGUAGGAUGAAAGUAAUCUAGAAAUUCAUCGUACGAGGAUCAUUAAUUUCAGGUAGAUACUCAAUUGUAGAGAUAACAAUCCGCGUUUCUAAUCGGAAAAUAAUCCCGCGCCAUCCGCCGCGGCGUGUCAAGAUAACGCAUGCAUGGCCCGCAAAUGUUGAACUCGUGGAAAAUGACAACUGUGGACUUUGAGUUUCGAUGAUACGAGAUCAUGCGAGUUUCAUUAUGAAACAGCCAUGAUUCAAUUUACGUGAAUAAUUUAUUCAGAGUCGACUUGAAGAUCAUCACCAUUUUUACAUGCCAUGAUCUAUUGAUUAAACAGAACUGCAGGCAUUGCCAAUGGCAACGCUAUUCCGACAGCCAAAUAAAUUUGAUUCGAUGAUAGUUUUUGAGAAUUCUGCAGCAGAGACGAUCACGUCGCGCGUGCUUCGCACAAUGAUAUAAUUGUAGCUUUGUGAAUUAAUGACUUUUGCUCAACAUCAACGUCAAGAUGGUGAAAAAUCGUAGAGUUGAAACUAAAAUGCAAACAAGUUUUUACGUCGAGCCAGGACAAAGUCUGAAAAACACCAAGAGCCCCGGAAGAAAGCUCGUAUUAACGGUGCCUCGAUACGAGUACAACAAAUUUGUGGGAUACACGAAUGAAUCUGAAAGAAUGGCAAUUAUCGCCGCAAAGGAACAAGCCAAGUUAGCCGCCCUGCGAAAAGCCACUUACGAGAUGUCCAAGAAUUGGGACAACACGCACGAGAAUGUAAAAAAACGUCGACAAGAAGAAUUACUCGCUAGAAGAAAAAAAGAGGACGAUAUUCGUAUGCGAUUCGCGAAGGAAAUGAGACUUCAAAACGAGGCUGCCAGAGCGAAAGUCGUCGAAGAAGCCAGACGUCUGUUGCUCUACCAAAAGCCUCUGUGUCGGCUCUUGAACGGAGCCCUUCUUACUUCCGAGUGCUUCAGAGAGAGAGACGCUCAGCUAGAGUUCGAGAAAACUCUAAAGGGCGUUGACGAAGAACAGGAAAAAGAGUACGCCGAAUUUCUGAAAAAACAAGCCGAAGCUUUCAAAGAAUCUGAGCAUCAAAAAACCGCCGAACGAAUAAAAAAAGCUAUGGCCCAUGGGGCCGAGCUCAAAAAACAAAUCAGUGAUAACGAAGCUGAGCUGAAACGAGCUGAAAAAGAAGAAUAUCUUCAAGGGAGACAGGAUCUUUUGAAUAUGGCGAGGGAUUUGAGGUUGAUGAAAGAAUGCGAAGAAGAGGAGGCACUAAAACGUAAAAAUGAACUGAGAAAAUUAGUAACUGAUGCGGUCGAAGAAAAAAAGAAUUUUGAGAAGGAGGCGAAGAGGGAAAUGGAAUUCCGUGAUCAAGCCGCGGCUAUUUUCGAGAGAUCCAAGAGGAGAAUUGAGCAGAUAAGGAAGUUGAAAGCACAGGAAGAACUGGCCGCGAAAAUGAGUCACGCAGAAUUCAUUGGCAAGAAAUUCGCCGCCGCGUCGGCCAAGAAAAAGGCCGAUGACGAAGACGCCAGAAUUGCUAAAGCUCAGCGUGAAAUAGAAGCCAGAGAUUUAGCAGAAAUCGAAGCAAAAAAGCAACGCGCUUUGAAAGCAAAAAUGGAAUGUAUAAAGUUUCAGGCAGACGUGGAGAAUGAAAAGCGAAGGAAGAAUGAGGAAGCGAAGGAGCUGAACAAUUGGGAAAUGCUGCAAAGAUUCAAGAGGGAUGAAUUCAACAAGGAGUUUCAACUGAAACAGCGGAAACUCGAGUGGGAGAAAAAAAUGGCUACUGCAAAGAAUUUGAAGGAGCAAAUGCUAGAAAAUGAGAAAAGCCGAAUCCGGGAAAAGAAAUUCGAAAGCGAUGAGAAUUCUGCAGCGGCAAUUAUUGAAAGGACGAAUAAAAAGGUUUUGGAAUACGGUGAACAGAUUCUAGAGGAGUCCAGAGGCGUCAGACCGCUAUUUCCCAUCCUCAAAACGAUCGAGAAAUUCAAAAAGGAAAAUGGGCUCCUUCGAAAGGAAGUUUAUGAGGAAAAUAGCAGUUCAGUUCAGAAUAAAAAGCCGAGAAGACGACUGCCGGUUUGUCUGGCUCCGGUACCUGAACAGGAAAUUGUUUACAUAUGAAAUUCUAGAGCUCUCUAAAGUUUGGAGUCUUUUUAUAGAUAUGGACUAAUCAAUAAUACACAGUAUGUAAAAUAUAUCGUCAAUUUAUAAAUAACCGAUCACGUGCACCCACACUCUAACGCGAUUUAUUAUUA
Messenger RNA from Athalia rosae (coleseed sawfly), 5134 nucleotides. Its product is annotated as cilia- and flagella-associated protein 45. NCBI's taxonomy places the organism in Eukaryota, Metazoa, Arthropoda, Insecta, Hymenoptera, Athaliidae. The record is from RefSeq and is a predicted model, not a curated record. The transcript is spliced from 9 exons. Bases 3399 to 5000 code for a protein of 533 amino acids.